AUGAAUGCAGCAGAUUUGAAAUAUUUAUCGUACAUUGUAGUACCUAAAAAACAAAACGAUAAUCGAAAAGGUCGACCUCCUAAUGAACGUUAUGCUUUUCAGAAACAGCAUCCACAGGCGACAACAUAUGUAAUGAUGAAAUAUACUCAAUCUCGUGUACCUAUUCUUUAUGGUCCUCAAAUUCCUCGACAAGACCGUGAUGACACACGAGAGCGGUACUGUCGAGCUCUUCUAACACUUUUUGUGCCCUGGCGUUCCGUAGCUGAUCUUUGUGCCAUCGAGCAGACAUGGGAAGAUGCAUUUAAAUCUCAACAGCAUCUUAUAUCUACAUAUUCGAUGACAAUCAUAGAAAAUAUUCAACUUUUACAUGAAUGCAAAAAGGAUCGUGAUGAACAUUUACUUCAAGUUAUUGCCGAAGCUCAAACUGAUGAUGAUGUGAUUGAUCCUGUAUUUUUACCACCAAAUCAAGAUAUUUAUGGUGACGAUGGAAUCGACGACAGUGAAGAUUUACUUGAGUUACUCGGUAGUUUAGACGAAUAUACUACGACUGCGAUGAAUUCCAUGAAAAAGUCAACAGAAAG
Adineta steineri is the source of this 581-nucleotide messenger RNA. NCBI's taxonomy places the organism in Eukaryota, Metazoa, Rotifera, Eurotatoria, Adinetida, Adinetidae. The record is from the annotation of a GenBank genome assembly.